GGAUGAUUUUUGGCCUGUGUAGUUCAUCUCUCUCUCUCUCUCUUUUUCGACCUUACGUCCCACUUGUCUCCCCUUCUCUCUCCUCAGGGAUCAAGCUGAAUCUUUUCAUUAACGAUUGCAGGGGUUUCUCAUCUGUUUCCUGAAUCAAGGAUCGGAGGAUUUGAACUAAUCCCCUGAAAACCCUAAUUACCUGCCUCUAUCACCUAUCUAUUUCAGCAACAAACCAAGUCAUGGACGCUGAUUCAUGGGCUGCUCGUCUCUCUUCUGCCUCCAAGCGUUAUCAAGCGACUCUUCAUUCGCGAUCCGAUUUAUUCAUGGGUUUUGAAGAAAUCGAUGAGGAUGAUGUAAGAGAGGAGUUCCCUUGCCCCUUUUGUUCCGACUACUUUGAUAUUGUUGGUUUGUGCUGUCACAUAGACGAUGAUCAUCCAAUAGAGGCAAGAAAUGGGGUUUGUCCAGUUUGUGCAAUGAGGGUGGGAAUUGACAUGGUUGCCCAUAUAACCUUGCAGCAUGGGAAUAUAUUUAAGAUGCAGAGGAAGAGGAAAACACGUAAAGGUGGAUCCUUCUCAACACUUUCUUUGUUAAGGAGAGAACUUCGGGAAGGAAAUCUUCAGUCUCUUCUUGGAGGGUCAUCCUGCAUGGUAACUCCAGACAAUGCAGCGCCAGAUCCGUUGUUGUCAUCCUUUAUUUUGCCUAUGGUCGAUGAUUUUGGUAGCACACAGUCUCAGUCAUCCUCAUCUGGAAAAGUGUCAACUAAGAAAGAUACAAAUGAAAAUGUUUCAGAGAGGCCUGGGCAGUCUACUGCUGCUACUCCGUUAUCAGUGAAAGACCAGGAAGAGAAAUCAAGGCGAUCUAAGUUCGUCCAGGGGAUGUUACUGUCCACCAUAUUCGAUGACAAGUUAUGAAGGACUUGACUUUGACUAUGGCUGCUUUGGGUUUUAUUACUUGGACUCGGAAUUUGCAGCCUGAGCGGGGGACACUUGUCUCUGUUGUGUGAGUGAGCAUGUCAAAUUAUGAGUUGGAAAUAAGAUUCAGCAAUAACUGUAAGUGUAAUGUUUUCUUUGUGGUUUUUAGUAUUUAGGGAACAACCAAAACAAACCAUGUAGCUCUUGUUCUUCUAUUGUUAUAUAUAAAUUUUAUCUUUCAGUUUC
Molecule: messenger RNA, 1148 nt
Organism: Impatiens glandulifera
Lineage: Eukaryota; Viridiplantae; Streptophyta; Magnoliopsida; Ericales; Balsaminaceae
Product: protein DEHYDRATION-INDUCED 19 homolog 3
Exons: 5
Coding region: 231-902 (223 amino acids)
Source: RefSeq, a predicted model, not a curated record